UUGCAGGUCUAGUGGGACAAUGUCAUAUUAUAAAUUUGGAAUGCUGAAGAGAAAAUUAUAGAUUUUGAUAUUGAAGGAAAUGAAGCGAAGCCUAAAUGAAAAUUCAGCUCGAAGUACAGCAGGCUGUUUGCCUGUUCCGUUGUUCAAUCAGAAAAAGAGGAACAGACAGCCAUUAACUUCUAAUCCACUUAAAGAUGAUUCAGGUAUCAGUACCCCUUCUGACAAUUAUGAUUUUCCUCCUCUACCUACAGAUUGGGCCUGGGAAGCUGUGAAUCCAGAGUUGGCUCCUGUAAUGAAAACAGUGGACACCGGGCAAAUACCACAUUCAGUUUCUCGUCCUCUGAGAAGUCAAGAUUCUGUCUUUAACUCUAUUCAAUCAAAUACUGGAAGAAGCCAGGGUGGUUGGAGCUACAGAGAUGGUAACAAAAAUACCAGCUUGAAAACUUGGAAUAAAAAUGAUUUUAAGCCUCAAUGUAAACGAACAAACUUAGUGGCAAAUGAUGGAAAAAAUUCUUGUCCAAUGAGUUCGGGAGCUCAACAACAAAAACAAUUAAGAACACCUGAACCUCCUAACUUAUCUCGCAACAAAGAAACCGAGCUACUCAGACAAACACAUUCAUCAAAAAUAUCUGGCUGCACAAUGAGAGGGCUAGACAACAACAGUGCACUACAGACACUUAAGCCCAAUUUUCAACAAAAUCAAUAUAAGAAACAAAUGUUGGAUGAUAUUCCAGAAGACAACACCCUGAAGGAAACCUCAUUGUAUCAGUUACAGUUUAAGGAAAAAGCUAGUUCUUUAAGAAUUAUUUCUGCAGUUAUUGAAAGCAUGAAGUAUUGGCGUGAGCAUGCACAGAAAACUGUACUUCUUUUUGAAGUAUUAGCUGUUCUUGAUUCAGCUGUUACACCUGGCCCAUAUUAUUCGAAGACUUUUCUUAUGAGGGAUGGGAAAAAUACUCUGCCUUGUGUCUUUUAUGAAAUCGAUCGUGAACUUCCGAGACUGAUUAGAGGCCGAGUUCAUAGAUGUGUUGGCAACUAUGACCAGAAAAAGAACAUUUUCAAAUGUGUUUCUGUCAGACCGGCGUCUGUUUCUGAACAAAAAACUUUCCAGGCAUUUGUCAAAAUUGCAGAUGUUGAGAUGCAGUAUUAUAUUAAUGUGAUGAAUGAAACUUAAGUAGUGAUAAAAGGAAGUUUAGCAUAAAUUAUAGCAGUUUUCUGUUAUUGCUUAAUUUAUCAUCUCCAUAGUUUUAUAGCUACUAUUGUAUUUCACUUGUUGAAUUAAAGUAUUUGAAUUCUUUUAAA
This is a messenger RNA of Gorilla gorilla gorilla (western lowland gorilla), 1299 nucleotides long. RefSeq names its product spermatogenesis associated 22 (gene SPATA22). The transcript is spliced from 8 exons. Gene Ontology annotation, biological process: regulation of meiotic cell cycle; gamete generation; homologous chromosome pairing at meiosis. Lineage: Eukaryota; Metazoa; Chordata; Mammalia; Primates; Hominidae. The record is from RefSeq and is a predicted model, not a curated record. The coding region runs from base 80 to 1171 and encodes 363 amino acids.